AUGAACAAUUCUCGUAAUGAACAUUCACUGGCGUACGAGUCCAAACCUUCUAAUAAAUCUGAUUCCGCCCAGAAUUAUCGCCCCAAACAUGUGGACACCAUUCAGCAAAGGUCAUCUAUCCACUCUAAUCAGCAAGAGAUUCAAUGUUCACUAAAAGGAUCAUGUUCUGUUAGUGGAUCUUCUUUUCCUUAUACCUAUAAGCAGAAUUCUAGAAAGAGAUCUCAUAACUCUGUGGAAUCAGCACUAAAUAAGAAGCGAAAGCUUGAACUUUUUACAGGUAGAUCACAGAAAUCGAAGAAUGUUUCAGUACCAACAUCUCAGUUGAUUUCCGAAGUUGACCCUUCCAGGCGGCUUGGGGCUUCUCUUGUUUUAUCUUCCAAAUCGUCCCAGCAGCACGUUAUUACUCGCCCGCCAACAGAUGCCUUCCUAAGGGGCUUGCUACAGGUGGAUGCUAAUAGGUUAUUACAGGAACCAUUAUUGAGUGCUCCGAUUGAUCUUCUUGCACCACUUCCCUCUCCUUGUUUUAUUCAUCCUUCUUUGGAACCUGAUGGAUUACCAAGACGUCUUUUAUCAUCUGAGCAGCUGGAUGCUGAGCAAGUCUCUGCACAUUGGGGACGGAAAUAUUCUUUAUUUCCUUUCUCUCUUUCUCCUAAUCUUCCCAUCAUUAGCACCGAAGGGAUCAGCAACUAUGAAUUCCGAAAUAUGUCUUUUUUAGAAAAGGAGCGAAAUUUUUACCAGGCCUUCCUUCACUAUUGCAUAUCUGACUUGGAGAUGCUAUCAGCUGCCGCCAAGCGAGGCACUAAUCCUUUUGGAUUGCUACACAGGCUUCGUGGCCGAAAUUAUCUGGCUAGUCUUGUAAAGAAAUCUAUUUUAAGAGGAUUCCAAGCACCCACUAACCAUGUUCGCGAGGAGGCUACCACAGUUGAUAUUGAUCUCUUGGUACGACUAAAAUUGGAUGAUCCGAUCGAAAUCUCUGGACGCACGACCCCACCAUUGGAAAUGAGAACCAAAGCUUAUAAUAAUAUCACUGAAAAGCCAAAUACUUCAUUUCCAACGAGGCCUUUGUAUUCAGAAGAAGUUAUGAGUCUUAUGGUCCUAAAAGCUGCGGAUUGUAGUUUGAUCUGUCACCAGUGUUGCUGUCAAAUUUUCCCUACAAGCGAUGAACAAUCGACCGCUCUCGUUCUACGGAGUGAAGAUGAAGUCUUGCGUUUCUGUAGUUAUGCCUGUCUCAAUCAUUUUCGUUAUUUUUCGGCCAAAACUCUUUCAAAUUACUGCACGUCUAGUCAUGCAAAUCACAACGAUAUACGAGUAAUCAUACAACCUAGUGGAGGUGGCAAGCUCUCCAAAGGGGCAGCAAAAAAGAUUGUUGGUGGCGGCAAGACCCGUCGCAUGAAAUCUGAUUCCAUGAGUAGAAGCGCCAACUCAGCCCUUGCCUCCCACUCAUGGCGCGGCAUAAGGUGGCUUCGAUAUUCCCCUUCCGCUUUUUCCGAAUAUCAAAGCAUGGUAAGGCGUGAUGCAGAAGAAUCAUCUGAAAACCAACUACUUUUAAACGGACCAGCUCUUCGUUUGCCCUCUUAUGUCAACGAAACUUCCAAUUCUAGCGCUAUCUCAGCCCGACGAAAGAGACGUACUCAUAUACCUUGUGGAGAGCUGCAAAAACUGGAACUAUUCCCUGGGUCUCAGACCGCGCUCAUUGACAACCAGAAAACCGUUCGUGAUACGCGUGUCUGUCGUUUAUGUCAUACUAUCGGAGAUGCUCGCUCCGACGUUGCUGGUCGCCUAUUAAGUUAUGGCGCUAAUACUUGGGUACACGUUAACUGUGCUUUAUGGUCCUAUGAAGCCUUUGAGACGGUCAGUGGUUGCUUAGUUGAUGUCCAUCUGGCUAUCAAAAAGGCGGACCGUACUAUUUGCCAUUUGUGCCGCAAGAUAGGAGCUCGUCUUCCGUGUUUCGAAUCUCAGUGUCCAGCCGUUUUCCACCUUCCUUGUGCACAUGAAGCUGGAUGCUCAUUUCACGUGGACAGGAGUAUGUAUUGUCCUCACCACCGUGGAGUAACCAAUGGGGCAUCUAUACUCGAUAGUUUGGCUGUUCGUCGGCGAGUGUACAUUGAUAGAGACGAAGGCCUUCUAGUUGCGAAGGUUAUUAUUGAUUCUGAUCUCGCUGAGCGAGGCGAGCUCGGUGACUUUGGGGAAUUGAAUAAAUCGACAGUUCCUAUGCUUUCCUGCCCUUUUGUUCUAAGGAUUGGAUCCCUUACCCUACGGCACAUAGGUCAACUGCUUCCUGAUCAACUUAUUUCUGGUCGUUUUCAUACCCCUGCUUUUAUUUAUCCCGUUGGAUAUUCUGUUUCUCGACUGUUCUGGUCCUACCGCCGUGUGCACGCUCGAUGCCGCUACGAGUGUCGGAUUGAGGAGCGUCUCGUCGAUCAGGAUGCGGAGUUGCUAGAGAUCAAGUCAUCUCGUUCCUGUCAGACCAGGCCUUGGUUUGUGAUUUACGUGGAUGAGCCUGGUCAACCUUCGGCUUCUUUUGAGUCAUCCACUUGUGAUGGUGUCUGGCAAAAAGUUCUUGCUCUCAUCGAUGGGAACCGCCGCAAUUCGUCCGAUUUACCCAGAAAAAUUUUUCCCAAGCAUAUGUGCGGAGAAAUACUCUAUGGUCUCACAGAACCUCAUUUGGUCCGCGUUAUUGAAUCUCUGCCUGGUGUGGAGCAUCUCACUGACUACGUCUUCAAAUUUGGUCGUCUCCAACUUAUUAGUGAAAUGCCUUUG
This is a messenger RNA of Protopolystoma xenopodis, 2760 nucleotides long. The record is from the annotation of a GenBank genome assembly. NCBI's taxonomy places the organism in Eukaryota, Metazoa, Platyhelminthes, Monogenea, Polystomatidea, Polystomatidae.